AUGUCUCAUGGUUACGCACAAUUAUUUUUCAAAUUGAAGCUUGAGGAAGAUGUUAUGUUCAAUUAUUUGAGUUGUGGUCAUACUAUCAGUCCCCAAUGGGUGUCCCUGAAACCAUACACUACUCUCAGAUCAUUGAAGGAGUCCGAAGUAACAAAUGAAGAAGACCAUGCUCAAGAAAACCAAGGAUACAUAGAUGAAGAGGAAAGGGGAUAUUCAAUGCGACUACUACAAGCAGACCAAGAAUCAUACCAAGAGCAUCUAAGUCAAUUAAACGGUCUAAAAAUCAAGAUACAGCAGGAUCAAACGAAGGCAUACACAAGACUGGUGAAACGGUAUAGAAAAAAUGAAAGGCAUUGGAUCCGACUAUAUCACGACAAAAAGAAGCAAGAAGAUAUGGAGCAGGCAAGACAAAUGGAAAAGGAAAGAAAGCACUUGGAACAGAAACGACAGUUGAAACAAACAGUAAAAUAUUUCAGGAAGAAGGUAUCACGUAAAAUAAUGUGGAGCAAGAUGCAAGUCAGAGGAAUACUUGCCACGAGAAGGAAAGAGUUCAGUAAAGAUAAGAAAAUGGAGAGCCAGCAAACGGUUCUAGAGCGCCAGAGUACACCAAUCUUACUUCAAAAAGAGGUUGAUCCAUUUACAAACAGAACAGACCCUCAUCAAGAGUAUGUAUCCACAUGGGAGAGCUUGCACAGGAUACUAAAUCUCGAAAAGCUAACAUCGUCUUUGAUUUGCCGUUUCAAGAAGCCUGCCAUCAUAUCUACUCAUUCUUCUCCUAACCAUCAUCCAUUCACAAAAGGCAGUAUAUCAAAACUUGGCGGUGUUCUAUUGCAAAUAAACUAUCAACGACGGUUACAUAUCAGAUGGGAGAGGACCAAAUGUCACCUAAGAUUUCAGAUCAAGCUCAUUUACAAUGUAGCCCAAUUGCUAGCAUUCGAAUAUCGGUUGUGUAAAGUUUAUUUGGUGAGAAAAUGUCCUGUUUUGCAAGACUGGACAAGCAGAUUGUGGUUUGCGGUGACUAAAUUUAAAAUGAGAAUAAAUAGGGGCAUACUUAGCAGUCUUAAUGAGACUUUGGAGAUGCACGAGUAUGAAGAUACGGAUCCCACACACCUCACAACACCCAACACUGACCAUUUCAUGCAGAUCCAUCAAGCAUUUCUCAACUUUGAAAUGUAUAAACUUUAUCUACUUUGUCAAUGUCGUAUACAAUUUACACUAUUAACCAUCUAA
Lodderomyces theae is the source of this 1230-nucleotide messenger RNA. RefSeq lists its product as uncharacterized. The transcript has a single exon. The record is from RefSeq and is a predicted model, not a curated record. Lineage: Eukaryota; Fungi; Ascomycota; Pichiomycetes; Serinales; Debaryomycetaceae. Bases 1 to 1230 code for a protein of 409 amino acids.